Molecule: messenger RNA, 957 nt
Organism: Vigna umbellata (rice bean)
Lineage: Eukaryota; Viridiplantae; Streptophyta; Magnoliopsida; Fabales; Fabaceae
Product: late embryogenesis abundant protein D-34-like
Source: RefSeq, a predicted model, not a curated record
UUACAAAACCAUUUCAACAUACUCAACUUGAUUAUCGAAAUAUACCAAACGGAGAAGAUGAGUCAGGACCAGCCAAGGCGUUCACAACCAGGCCAAGACCCCAUCAAAUACGGCGACGUUUUCGAUGUCUCCGGCGACCUUGCAAAUAAGCCCAUUGCACCGGAAGAUGCUGCCAUGAUGCAAAGCGCAGAAACUCUAGUGUUGGGACAAACCCAACUCGGCGGGGCAGCUUCCGUCAUGCAAUCCGCCGCCAAUCAGAACGAACAGGCUGGCCUCGUUGGUCACCUGGACGUCAACGACGUUGCCGGCGACCAAGGCGUCACCGUAUCGGAAACUCGAUUCCCUGGAAGACGCAUAAUCACCGAGGCUGUCGGCGGCAAGGUUGUGCAGCAGUAUUCUGAACCGACCCCGGUUCAAACCGGACGAGCUAGUGCGGUUGGGGAUGGUGCAAUAACCAUAGGGGAGGCGUUGGAGGCCACGGCCCUGACCGUGGGCCACAAAGCGGUGGAUCAGAGUGACGCUUCCGCGAUUCAGGCGGCGGAGGUGAGGGCAACGGGAAACAAUGUCACACCGCCUGGUGGGUUGGCGGCUAUGGCUCAAUCGGCGGCUGCUUAUAAUGUUGACUGCACCCGUGAUGACGAUAAGACGAAGUUGGGGGACGUUUUGAGUGGAGCCACAGCGAAGUUGGCCGCGGACAAGGCGGUGACACUGGAAGAUGCGGAGAGGGUGGCGAGUGCUGAGGUGAGAAACAACCCGGAUGCGGCUGCCACUCCUGGCGGCGUAGCGGCUUCGGUGGCGGCUGCUGCUAGGAUCAAUGAAUGUGUUAAGUAACGUGUGGUCUAUGUGUGUUGGCAAUGAUACUUGUGAGUAGUGGAAUGAGUUGUGUGUUAUUUAUUCUGUUGUUUUAUGCUUCUAAUCUAGUUUUAAGGACUCUACUAUGUAUGCUAUGGUUUCAUC